Patiria miniata (bat star) is the source of this 2016-nucleotide messenger RNA. RefSeq names its product cytoplasmic tRNA 2-thiolation protein 2-like (gene ctu2). Gene Ontology annotation, molecular function: tRNA binding; sulfurtransferase activity. Gene Ontology annotation, cellular component: cytosol. Lineage: Eukaryota; Metazoa; Echinodermata; Asteroidea; Valvatida; Asterinidae. The coding region runs from base 128 to 1579 and encodes 483 amino acids. The record is from RefSeq and is a predicted model, not a curated record. Gene Ontology annotation, biological process: tRNA wobble position uridine thiolation. The transcript is spliced from 14 exons.
UUAGGUAUUGCACAAUCAACAAUAUGCAUGUAAACAGAUCACGCGGCGGCGUUACGUUAUGCACAGUCUGUUUCCGAUUUCCACUUAAAUUUCCACGAUUUUUUUUACCAGGGUUUAACACGUAACUAUGUGUCAAGUAGAUGAAGAAGGAAUUUCACUUUUGGAGAAGAAGCCGAGUUUUGGGGCCAGUUCAAGAGAUUGUAUGAAAUGUGGUGACCGAGCAGUGGUGAUUGCAAGGAUCAAGGAUGCAUUUUGCAGAUCUUGCUUCUUAACCUACUUUGUGCAUAGGUUCCGGGCAACAUUUGGCAAAGCAAAAGUCAUACGUGAUGGAGACAAGGUCUUGUUGGCUUUUUCUGGAGGUCAGUGCUCGAGUGCCAUGGUCAGCCUUGUGAAAAGGGGGCUGGAUCAAAGCACCCACAAGAAACUCCGAUUCACACCAGCGCUGAUUUACAUUGACGAGGGUGUAGUAACUGGCCAAUCCAAGGAGGAAAGAGCUACGACAUGUCAGAAAAUAAGCGACAUAAUGAAAGAAACCGGUUUCCCGUGGUAUAUUGCUUCUUUGGAGGAGGCACUUGAAAUUCCUGCCCAAAACUCAAGUCCCGACACCUGUCAAGCAGGUUCCAGUUUCCAUAGCAACCAAGACCCGAAUACAGACGAGUUGGCUGGUAAGCUGGAAGGACUCUGCCUGGAGACAGAGCAUACUCAACGAUGUCGAGACUUGUUAGCGUCGGCAAAGUCACUUACGGCUAAACAGGAUCUUGUCAGUAAUCUCAGGAACCGCCUACUCGUGCACAAGGCUCGUCAGUUAGGCUAUCACAAAGUGGCUGUUGGCGACAGCGGCACCAGACUGUCCUCGGGAAUUCUCGCCAACCUAGCUAAGGGUAGAGGUGCAUCCAUACCUGUCGCCAUGGCGUUUGCAGAUGAUAGAUGGUCAGAUGUAACGAUCCUUAGACCGAUGAGGGAGUUCACGACCAAGGAGAUAGUGAUGUACAAUGCGCUGUUCAACGUUGACUCCCUAUUUCAACCAACAUUAGCAACGAUGGCAGGAGACUAUGCCAGCAUCGACACGCUAACUGAGACAUUUAUCAAUGAGCUUCAGACAAACUUCCCUUCCACAGUCAGCACUGUGUUUAGGACAGGUGAGAAGAUGUGCACAGCUGGAUCCGAUGACCCUGACGCAGUGAGGAGGUGCAGCAUGUGUAAGUCAGCGCUUGAUACAUCCGUGGGGAUAUCAUCUGCUCUGAGUGCUACAAGGUUCUCCUUACAUAUAUCCAGGAAGGAAGGGAGUUCAACCAAUGAGAACUCUUGCAAGGCAACCAAGCCGGAUGAUGCAACAUGUACGGACUCCUCAUCAGAACAGUGUUGUGGACAAGGUGAUGGGAGUUGCCAUAGUAACCAGAUGAAAAGUGUUUCGGCUGAGAGUCUAAGUAAGACCCUUUGUUACGGUUGCCAAGUAACAGUCAGAGACAUGGACUUGAACCUACUCCCGAGUUACAUCGUAGAGGAAUCUGCAAAGAUAGAACGAAGGUCCAGAAUGCGAGACGAAAUCAAAGACUUCUUGUUGUGUGAGGAAAGUUGACGUCAAUCUUCGCUAAUAAAAUUUUGUUGACUACAAUAGUUGCCAGGAGCAUCUAGAUUUACCCACAUUAUGAAAACAUUUCUGGUGAUACAAGAAGGAUGCUGCCAAGGCUGGAUUAAGUGUUCCGUAGGCUAAGCCCAAGGCACCAGUGUUCUGUAGGCCCUACUCUGCCCUAGGCACUGACACUCAUUUCAUGUUGAUGCUAAGCUGUACUAAGCAAGCCAGGCCAAACUGGUAGCUCUAAAAGCCUGUGGCACCUUGUUUCAGAACGACAAACUUUACACGUACAUUUUAAACGUACAUGUUUAUGCAGCUAUGUAGGUGUCAGUUGGUGAAAAAGAAAAUUCAGAGAGAGAUGCUAAAACUUUUGAAAAGUUUUCUUGUACAGGGUGAGUAAAAAAAAAAAAAGAAACUCAAAUGUCAGGACCAAUUCACAU